GUCGGUGAAUUGUUACGCAGCCUUAAGUACGGGUUACAAGAUGGCGGUCGCUGUGUUAGAGCGAUAAUAGCGAAAAACGACACUCGGGUAGUUUUUGUAUUAAAACAAAAAAGCGUACAUGUCGGAUAACGUUAAGCGUUUGUAAGUCGUCGUUUUUACCUGGUAGCCAUUUGUAGUUAGUUACCCAGUAACAUGUGGUUGUUAAGUGUGAAGUGUGAAAGUAGCGGUUGAGGAAAAAGAGAGACGUUACGGGGGAAGGAUUUUGGGGGGGGUUUCUGAUUAAGAAACAAAGCAUGUCGGAUACGAGGCGGCGUGUCAAGGUGUACACGCUGAAUGAGGAGAGGCAAUGGGACGACCAGGGAACCGGACACGUUUCAUCCGCCUAUGUGGAUCGGUUAAACGGUAUAGCGCUGCUGGUGCGGGCCGAGGCGGACGGCUCGCUCUUACUGGAGUCCAAAAUCAACCCGAACACCGCGUAUCAGAAACAGCAAGACACCCUUAUCGUUUGGUCCGAGGCGGAAAAUUAUGACCUGGCUCUGAGUUUCCAGGAAAAGGCCGGCUGCGAUGAAAUCUGGGAGAAGAUCUGUCAGGUACAAGGUAAAGAUCCGUCUGUAGAGAUCACCCAGGACCCCAUCGACGAGUCUGAGGAGGAGCGCUUCGAGGAGAUCCCUGAGACGAGCCAUGCGGUGGAGCUUCCCGCCUGCGAGCUCCCGCGCCUGGAGGAGAUCGCGGACCUGGUGACGUCGGUCCUGUCCUCUCCGAUCCGCAGGGAGAAACUGGCGCUGGCGCUGGUGAGCGACGGCUACAUGCAGAGGCUGCUGCAGCUGUUCAGAACGUGCGAGGAGCUGGGCGAGCACGAAGGUCUGCGCCACCUGUACGAGAUCGUACGCGGAGCGCUGUUCCUCAACAAAGCGGCGCUGUUCGAGGUCAUGUUCUCGGACGAGUGCAUCAUGGACGUGGUGGGCUGCCUGGAGUACGACCCGGCGCUGGUCCAGCCCAGGAGGCACCGCGACUUCCUCACCAACACGGCCCGCUUCAAGGAGGUGAUCCCCAUCACAGACUCGGAGCUCAGGCAGAAGAUCCACCAGACCUACCGCGUGCAGUACAUCCAGGACAUCAUCCUGCCCACACCCUCCGUCUUCGAGGAGAACUUCCUGUCCACGCUCACCUCCUUCAUCUUCUUCAACAAGGUGGAGAUCGUCAGCAUGCUGCAGGAGGACGAGAAAUUCCUGACGGAAGUGUUUGCUCAACUCACGGACGAAGCCACAGAAGACGGGAAAAGGAGAGAGCUGGUCAACUUCUUCAAAGAGUUCUGCGCUUUUUCGCAAACGCUCCAGCCGCAAAACAGAGACGCUUUUUUCAAGACGUUGGCGAAUCUAGGAAUUUUACCUGCGCUGGAGAUUAUUAUGGGGAUGGACGACCUGCAGGUGAGAGCCGCGGCCACGGAUAUCUUCUCCUACCUGGUGGAGUUCAGUCCGUCCAUGGUGCGAGAGUUUGUGAUGCAGGAGCCACAGCAGGCCGAAGAUGACGAUGUCCUGCUGAUCAACCUGGUGAUAAAGCAGAUGAUCUGCGACUCGGAUCCCGAGCUGGGCGGAGCCGUGCAGCUCAUGGGGCUCCUCCGUACCCUCAUCGACCCCGAAAACAUGCUGGCUCCGACCAACAAAACGGAGAAGACCGAGUUCCUCAGCUUUUUCUACAAGUACUGCAUGCACGUCCUCACCGCGCCGCUGCUGGCCAACACGGCCGAGGAGAGGAAAGAUUUACCAGAAGGAUCUACGAAAGUAAAGCCGGUUUGUCCAGACAACUUCCAGACAGCUCAGCUUCUCGCUCUGAUCCUCGAGCUGCUGACGUUCUGCGUGGAGCACCACACGUACCACAUAAAGAACUACAUCAUGAAUAAGGACCUGCUGCGGAGAGUGCUCGUGCUCAUGAACUCCAAACACACCUUCCUCGCCCUCUGUGCCUUGCGUUUCAUGAGGAGAAUAAUAGGACUGAAGGAUGAGUAUUAUAACCGCUACAUCAUCAAAGGGAACCUGUUCGAGCCCGUCAUCAACGCUCUGCUGGACAACGGGACGAGAUAUAACCUCCUCAACUCGGCCAUCAUCGAGCUCUUCGAGUUCAUCAAAGUGGAGGACAUCAAGUCGCUCAUCGCUCACAUCGUCGACAAUUUCUACAAAGCACUCGAGUCCAUCGAAUACGUCCAGACGUUCAAAGGCCUGAAGGGUCGCUACGAGCAGGAGAAGAACAGACAGAGCCGAGGGCUCGGAAGGUAUCGCCGUGACGCCCGGUCCGUAGACGACGACGAAGAAAUUUGGUUCAACGAAGAAGACGACGAAGACGAAGCGGACGCGGGGGUCGAGAAGAGAGUCGAAGACUUUCCGGAAAGCUACGGAAAGUUCAUGGGGGCCAAAAAAGUUAAAGAAAGCGAGGACAAAGAGAACCUCCCGAAGAGGACGCAGUCCGGCAGCUUCAAGUUCACCAUCUCGCAUUCUGCAGCCGCUGCCAACGGAAACAACGAGAAACCGGCGCCGUCGGCGUCCCCCGCCAGUCCCAACGGCUCCUCAGCCAAGGGUGCAUCGGUGGCCUCGACACCCGUGGUCAAGGCGGGACUGGUGGGUCUCGUGGACUACCCCGACGACGAAGACGAGGAAGGAGAAGACGAGGACGACGACCUGGCUCCACGAAAGCGUCCGCGUCUGGGCUCGUAAAAACGCGCCCCGCGAUCCCACGGUGCCGAAGAGUCCCAGAUUUAGGGGAGCUAGAGGAUUAGGACACGACCCGAACUCUCCUGCUUCAGCACAACCAUCAGACACGAGCACCAGAGCAGCCGUGCCACGCCGCGGUCACGCGACCCCUCUCCGUUUUCUUUCCUUUCCCUCGUGAUCUGGACGUGCCGAGCUGUACGAGCAGGAAUGCCGAACUUCUUCAUCACGGCUGGAGCUUCUUUUUUUUUUUUCUUUCUUUCUUCCCCUUUUCCACCAGAGAGCCGUUCAGCCUAGCAGGACUAGCUACUUAGAAAUAGAAGACUGAUUGGCUGAGCCUACUGAUGUGGUCGGGUCGAGGGAACAAGAUUAAAUAAGUGUGUGGGGAUGGGGGGAGGGGUUGGGUGGCAAGACCAAAAGGAAAAAAAAAUAAAUAAUUAAGCUCAGAAAAGGUCUGAGGAGCAGGACGUGGACGUUGUCUGUGUCCUUUGACUUGAAUCUAGAACCUCACGUUUAUGAAUUUAUCACCAGUAGUUGUACAGCAGUACUAUCCCCCCCCCUUUUUUAAAAUUGUUUACUUCAGUGGUGUUUUUUUUUUUUUUUUUUUAAAAAGAUUAAAAUGCCAGUGUACGUUGUUUUCCCUCUCUUUUGGCACGCAUUAACGCGGGGCGAUCGUCUACCCCCACCCUUUUUUUUCUUUCUUUUUUUUUUUUUCUUUUAAAAAAAAAAAAAAAAAUCACGUUUGUUUUAUUCGUUGAAGAAAACUUCAGUGGAAGAAGUUGUGAUGCUGAUUUUAAUAACGUAUAUUAAACAUGUAUUAAACUGCAGUAAAGUCAUUUUGCAGAUGAA
Molecule: messenger RNA, 3551 nt
Organism: Ictalurus punctatus (channel catfish)
Lineage: Eukaryota; Metazoa; Chordata; Actinopteri; Siluriformes; Ictaluridae
Product: serine/threonine-protein phosphatase 4 regulatory subunit 3
Exons: 16
Coding region: 294-2708 (804 amino acids)
Biological process (GO): protein dephosphorylation; DNA damage response
Cellular component (GO): nucleoplasm; protein phosphatase 4 complex
Molecular function (GO): protein phosphatase activator activity
Source: RefSeq, a predicted model, not a curated record